AUGAAUAUUAGUUACGGUUCGACAGUAAAGAAUGUAACUUUGGCAGUGAAAAGACACAUACGUGCUGUCACUUUUCCAAAAAGUAGUGGGAUGGGGAUGUUUUUUGCAAUUGGAGUGCCACUAGACUUACCUGAAAAAUCGGUAUCAAUGGCAUUUUAUUUUGAAGCCAAUUAUCGACUACCAGGUGAUAAAAAUUCAACGUAUGACGAGUACUAUCAAGAUAAUUAUUUAAACCGUAAAUUUGCGUAUGACAUUAUUGAAAAUAAAUUAGAGAGUGCCGGUUAUCCUGGCCGGAAGUGUCUAUUAAGAGCCAUUUGUGAUGCCGCAUCAAAUCCUGUUACCGGAAAUGGUUUAGUCGGGGAUAUUAUUCACAUACUUUUUACGCCGUCAAGUUCGAGAAAUGAAAAUUUAUCACAAGAAGUAAUAAACGCUGAGAAAAAUAAUAAUUGCAAUGAUUACAAUUGUCCAAUGAGUUUACUAGAUGCCAUCAGUCAUUAUAUUAAUUUAUAA
This is a messenger RNA of Microplitis demolitor, 510 nucleotides long. RefSeq lists its product as uncharacterized. The transcript is spliced from 4 exons. Bases 1 to 510 code for a protein of 169 amino acids. The record is from RefSeq and is a predicted model, not a curated record. Lineage: Eukaryota; Metazoa; Arthropoda; Insecta; Hymenoptera; Braconidae.